Podarcis lilfordi (Lilford's wall lizard) is the source of this 6626-nucleotide messenger RNA. NCBI's taxonomy places the organism in Eukaryota, Metazoa, Chordata, Lepidosauria, Squamata, Lacertidae. The record is from the annotation of a GenBank genome assembly.
AUGUUAAGCCAAAGAAGUGCAGACCCGGCUCAGAGAGAUUGGGUAGCACUUAAAAGAAUCCUAAGGUAUCUGAAAGGCACAAAAGAUUACAAACUGAUGCUGGAUACAGGAUAUGAUCAGCAAGUGUAUGCAUACGCUGAUGCCAGCUGGGGGGACAGAGAAAAUGGAAAGUCUACCACUGGCUAUGCCAUAUAUAUUGGAAAUGCCCUGGUUCAGUGGAAAUCCCAGAAACAAACAUUUGUUGCCACAAGUACUUGUGAAACAGAGUACUCAGCCAUAAGCGAAUGUGUGUCACAAAUAGAGUGGUUUGCUUGCCUAACAAAAGAGCUUGGAAUACCUUCUGAAAUGCCAAUCACUGUGCUAAGUGACAACAUGGCUGCACAACAGCUUGCUAACCAACAGAACUUUAAGAGCAAGAGUAAACAUAUUGCGAUAAGAUAUGGAAAUGUGAAAAAUGCUUUGGAAAGAAAUGUGUUAAAGGUACAGCACUGUAACACAAAAUGUAAUGUGGCGGAUUUGUAUACAAAAUGUUUGGAUGCUCCUAAAUUUCAAGACUUAAGAGAAUUAUUAGGUCUCAAGCCUUUGACUUAAGGAGGAGUGUUGGGAUUCGCAGGAUACUGAGUAAGUCUGCAGGCUUCAACAGGAUGAUGCAAUACUCUGUGAAGUGCUGGGUCAGAGUGACUCAACAGGAGUGUGAUUAAUGUGAUUGGCAAUCACCUGUUUUAAAAAGGAAAGCCUGUUCAACAGUAACCGUGGUUGUGGUGGUUGUGGUUGUGGUGGUGGUGCUGUGGUGGAGAGUAUUCGUUUGCCUUAAGGAGCAGGUACUCUGUAUGGACUGUUUUUGUAAACACCUGUAUAUAGCUCACAUUAAAAAGACUGCACUGCAAAACCCUGGGACUCUGAGCGUUUCCGCUAAAAGCUCCGCGAGGAAUCGCGACAAGCAUUUGCUCGUAGUCUUUUUCUAAGUUAACUCCACCUGUAAAAGCUGAACCUUUUGUUGUUCUCUCCUAGUAAGAUGCCUGCUAUUGCUCUCCCUUUAAUCUCUACUCAUCCUGUAAAUAGUUCUUGCCAAGAUAAUUCUGUUCCUGCAUGAAUGAAGCUGUAGAAAUCCAGAAACUGUACAUAAACUUCUCAGUUUACUUCACCCAAGCUGCAAGGUCUGCUAACAGGAAGGUAUUUUGCUGAGGCUGAGCUCCAUUAUGAACCUGCCUUCAAGUUUAUUUCAAAUAUGUGUGUUCAGAUAGUCCAGACUUGUCCAAAAUUGCAGUAAUUUAUUUUAAAUGUGUGUUGCUCCAAGCCAUGAAAUCUGUUGUGUUUUUUUUGUUUGUUUACAUGUCUGGCAUACAUUGUUUGUUGUUGUUGUUGUUUAGUCACUUAGUCGUGUCCGACUCUUCGCAACCCCAUGGACCAGAGCACGUCAGGCACUUCUGUCUUCCACUGCCUCCCGCAGUUUGGUCAAACUCAUGCUGUUAGCUUCAAGAACACUAUCCAACCAUCUUGUCCUCUGUCGUCCCCUUCUCCUUGUGCCCUCCAUCUUUCCCAACAUCAGGGUCGUUUCCAGGGAGUCUUCUCUUCUCGUGAGGUGGCCAAAGUAUUGGAGCCUCAACUUCAUGAUCUGUCCUUCCAGUGAGCACUCAGGGCUGAUUUACUUAAGAAUGGAUCGGUUUGAUCUUCUUGCAGUCCAUUGGACUCUCAAGAGUCUUUCCAGGACCACAAUUCAAAAGCAUCAAUUCUUCGGCGAUCAGCCUUCUUUAUGGUCCAGCUCUCACUUCCAUACAUCACUACUGGGAAAACCAUAGCUUUAACUAUACGGACCUUUGUUGGCAAGGUGAUGUCUCUGCUUUUUAAGAUGCUGUCUAGGUUUGUCAUUGUUUUCUCCCAAGAAGCAGGCGUCUUUUAAUUUCGUGGCUGCUGUCAGGCAGUGAUAGAUUUUACUUUCUUGGGCUCCAUGAUCACUGCAGCUGGCAUACAUACCUUUGAUUUUUUUCUUUAAAAAAAAAAAUAACACAAGUUUUCUCUACACUUCUGACACAAUUUGUCACAUUUGUGGGCAUCUAAGGUACAAGAAACUUCCAACUAAGCACUCAGAGUAUAGAAGAAGCUCUCCUGCAGGAACCUUAAAAGCAGAACCAUUUGCCACAAGGCUACAUUACAAUGUUUAAUAAGCUGGAGUUUUUGUUAUUAAAUAUACUAGCUGAUGAAGGUGAAUACAUUGAAACAGGGCCCUGUAAGAAUUUAAAUGUAUUUUCAUGUAAUAUUUGAUACUUCCAGCUGAUGAAGGUGAAUACAUCGAAACAGGGCCCUGUCCUGGUCUCCAAUCCAUAACUGACUUCUGCUUAACGAUUGAAACUGAGUCUCCAUCUGCAAGCUGAUAAAUUAUAAGGAUCAAUAUUAUUGUCGAGUGAAAAGGAGAAAAUUUUUGUAAUGAAUUAUUGUUUUAUACAUAUCUCUUUGACUUUGAGUUUGUAAUUUCUGUUAGAGUUUGAGUUUGUAAUCUUUAUUAGAAUACAUACUUUUGAAUGGAUUGGUUUUGGUUUCUAUUGACUAUUGAAUUGUGCGUAGGGACCACCCCCACUAUUGAAACUUAUAUGGGUCUGAAUUCUUGGUUUGCUUUUUUCUUGGCACAUUACAAUGUUUGGCAGAAAAAACUGAACCCCUGGUUGUCUUACAUCACAGAUCUUGUGUACAGUAAUGCCGUUAUCAUUGCCUUAAUAAUCAAUGAAGAAAAAGAAGUUCAGAGAAGUUCAUUUCUUGAUUAUACAAACUGAUCUACUUAAUGGCUAAUCUCAUUUACUCAGAGAAACCUAGAAUUCCUAUUGGUGAAAGUCCAUGUCUAUGUGACCUCCUCAGUAUUUAAAAUUGGAAAGCAAAUUAAUUCGUCUAGAGUCAUUUCAGUCACUGUUAGCUGGUGCCAUGGAGCCUCUAGGGACAUUGACCUCUAGGGACCUUGGGGACAGGUAGGUGCCAUCUGGUUAAAUGCAUUCUUUUCCACAAAGUCUAAAGUUUACUAGCAUGUGGAAUAUUUAUUUUAUGUAGAUACUGCCUCUGGAUGUGGCCAUUUUCCUGCUAUUUAAAUGUCUUUCUUCCAGGCUUCUCAUGGCCCAUACUGCCUCUGCCUCUUCAUAUUUCUGUUAAUGUCCUAGUUGCAGCCUUGCCAUGGGUAACUGGUUAGCCACUGUGACAGCAGGAUGGGCCACUGGCCUGAUUCAAUAGUCUCUUCUUACGUUCUUACGUUUUUAAUUUGGACAUCCAGUCAAGGUUGGUGCAUACAAUGCCAAUUCCUGGGUCUAGUAACCAAGGUUUGACUUAACAGCAGCCCAGUGGAGCAGGAAGUAAAGCUUAACCAGUUUUGGAAGUGGGGGUGGGGGGAUUGUUGCAUGAUUUCUGAGAUUUUUCUAAAGGUACACAUAGGUGAAAUUAAAAAAUAAAAAUCUGCAUAUGACCUCUACAAACAUUAGGUAGAGGGUGGGAAAGCACUAAUUGAGGGGAAGGGAAGAUAAUACAAUGCAGUACAAUCAAUGAAGCACCACCCAGUAAUGCAGAUGGGGAACAUCUACAUAGAUAUUUGAGGCAUUGGUAGUGAAAAUGCUGGUGUGUGGACCACAGAGUUGAAAUGCACACAAGGCAACAGUGGCCAACAUUAUACUGAAGCCCGAGUGUGGACAAACCCUGACUGAGGUUGGUGCCAAUGGGUCUCUUGUGGUGUUUCUUCUAGCUCUACAACCUCUUUCCUUCUUUGAUGAAAUGCAUCCCUGGGCCCCACCGCAAAGUGCUGAAAAACAACUUGGCAAUCAGAGAGCUUGUUUUGGAGGAGGUUGAAGAGCACAAGCCCACUCUGGACCCCAGCUCACCUCGGGAUUUUAUCGACUGCUUCCUUAUGAAAAUGGAUCAGGUAAUCAUGAAAACUCACAGCACUCUCCACAUGGGUUCUCCUGCCACUCCUGAAGCUUCCCAACCAGCAGACUUCCAUCCAGCUUCUGGUGGGGAAUGCCAAGGAAAGAGAUUCCUGCCCACACCCCAUUGGAGUAGAUUCAUUUCCCAUUAGUGACUUGUUCCUGCAGUAAGUGGGAAGUUCUUUCUAAUGAUUAGCCCUCUGGGCAAGGAAUGUUCAAAGGAACGAGCUAUAAAAAGACUUGAGAUAAGAUGUGUCUUGGGAAGAGAGCUGGUCCCAGUGGCGCAGUAAAAUUCUUGUUAUGUUGUACUCAGAACAAUUGAGUCGACUCCAGUGACUGUGUUGUGUGUUUCUGCAGGAAAAAGGUAAUAGUGCAUCCCAUUUCACCACUGAAAACCUGGCCAUAAGCACAGUUGACUUGUUUGGGGCUGGAACAGAGAACACCAGCACCACACUGCGAUACGGGUUCAUGAUCCUCCUCAAAUACCCAGAGAUACAAGGUAAAACAGAUGCGUUAUUAGUACUUAUUAUUCUAGUUCUCUCCUAGAUUUAUGUGUCACAGGUCCAAGAGGUUGUUGUUCUGCCACUUUCCCCAGGAAAACCCACUGUUCAUCGCUGAAUGUUAAUCAUCGCUGACUGACAUCAGCAGUAAACAGAAGGCUUUCCUGGAGACAACAAUGGGGGUGGGGGGGUGGACAAAAUGCUCAGAUCGAUGCCUAGUAACCACAGACCCGUGCCUAGAAAUCCCAGCAAAAACAGAAGUGUGGAUGAGCUCUUAUAGCUGACCAUAUUGCAAACCCUAGGAUUUAUAUGCAAACAGUAACAACUUGAAUUUGGCUCAGUAGUGUACUGGCAGCCAGUGCAGAUCCUUUAGAUCAAGCAUGUCUAAAGUCCAUUUUGGGGACCUAAUCGGGCCUGCUGGUUAUUUCCUGGGGGUAAAAUACUAAAAAAAAGGUCAACAACUUUGGUUUACUUCAUCCUUUCUGGCCCUCUUUGAAAAAAGUUUGGACACCACUGCUUUAGACAAAGGCACAACCACAAGGGCCAGGGGCCAAAGGGCCCUCAGGUAGGAUCAGAAUCACUGCAGGACAGUGCCUCCAAUAGGAAUCUCUCUAGGCUGGACCAUCACUUGCUCCUAAAACUUCCCUAAAGCUUUUGUCCCGCUGGGCUCCUUAUGGGUAGAAAUUAAAUUAAUAUAUAAAUAAUUGCAGUUAUACUAUGUUUCCCUGUUUACAGAUGCAUUGCUGAAGGUAAGCUACAAUAAAUUGCCUGUGGUGACGAGUUAGUAGAAAGUUGGCAUCAGAAAACAAUUGAAAGCUCCAAAAUGUGCAGAGCCUUGCAACCAUUCCCACUGAGUUUCAGUUUCUUCUGUAAUGUUUCCUGCACUGGCGUUAAACCUCAUUCUUCCCAUUGCAGAGAAAGUGCAUGAAGAAAUUGACCGAGUUAUUGGCUGAUCACGAAGUCCUUGUAUAGCAGAUCGUGGGGAAAUGCCUUACACAGAUGCUGUCAUCCAUGAGAUCCAGAGGUUCAUCUCUAUUGCCCCACUGAGCGGCCCUCAUGCAGUACUCAAAGAUACACCGUUCAGACAAUAUGUCAUUCCAAAGGUUAGCUCUUUUCAAGGCUCUAAGUACGGUAGUAAUAGUAGGCUGCUAGCCAUGAUGGCUAUAUUCUACCUCCAUGGUGAGAGGCAGCAUGCUUCUGAAUACCAGUGGGUGGAAACCACAGGAAUUGAGAGUGCUGUCUUGUUUAGAUUAUGUUGAUGGGCUUCCCAUGGGCAUUUGGUUGGACACCAUGAAAACAGGAUGCUGGACCAGAUGGGGCCACUGGACUGAUCCAGCAGAGCUUUUCUUCUCUUCUUAUGUACAAGCAAGGGAAGUAGUUUAGCCCAAUUCCUAAAGUGUAGCUGGGCAUCUUGAAGCCUGGACUUCAUUUGAAACACCCUAUAGCCUUCUGAAGCUGCUCCAUUAUUCUUCUGUAUCAACAAAGUACCUUCCUUUUUGUUAGUGCCUUCCCACACCAUUCCUUUGGGUGUCAUGGCCAUCCAGACCAUUUCUUUGCACUCUCUGCAGGGCACUACCAUAUAUCCAAGUCUGACAUCUGUGCUACAUGACAGCAAAGAAUUUCCAAACCCCAAAGAAUUUGACCCAGGACAUUUCUUGCACAAAGAUGGCACCUUCAGGAAGAGCGACUAUUUCAUGCCUUUCUCAGCAGGUAAGAUCUCUGCUUCCUCAGUAGGCUGCAGUCUUGGCCAGCUCAGGUCUUUCCUGUCUCCCUAAUCGGCUGGUGUCGGGGCAAUGAGGGGGAACUUCCUUCCUCCUGCAGCCUAAACUGGAAGGGCUCCCAGAUUGUGAGAGAGGGGCAGAGGCUUCUGGGUCCAUCAGAACUCCUUGUACCUUUCCUGUGGCCAGCUGAAACAAAAGAAAUGGUGGAAAGAGUGACUCUCCCAGGAGCUGUUCUGGAGCAGCACCUUUGCUCCUUUGGCAUGAUUGUUAUUUUCUCCGUAACAGCCAAAGUGGAUGUAAUGCAGCUUACACUUUGGGUUUCCUUUGCAGGGAAGCGGAUAUGUGUGGGGGAAGGUCUGGCCCGUAUGGAGAUCUUCUUGUUCUUGACCACCAUAUUACAGAACUUCACUCUGAAGUCCAUCAUUGACCCCAAAGAGAUUGAUCUCAAACCGGUGUUGAGCGGCGUAACCAACUGCCCUCGGCCCUAUCAACUCUGCAUUGUCCCUCAAUGA